Messenger RNA from Drosophila takahashii, 1711 nucleotides. RefSeq lists its product as uncharacterized. Lineage: Eukaryota; Metazoa; Arthropoda; Insecta; Diptera; Drosophilidae. The record is from RefSeq and is a predicted model, not a curated record.
CGGGCGCUUUGUUGGUCGCACAUUGCACACUUUUCGCAUAGGUGUGCUAUAUAAGCCCACCACUUCUUGGCCAGCGGAAAUUGUAUAAUAAUUACGGGAAAAAAACUGACCUGGACUCAAUUCGGAUUUGUGUCAGUGCUAGAAAGAAAAUGCUGCAGCGGCAGAAAUCGACGGGUAGCAAACGAUUUGGCAGCAGCCUUCCCCCAAGAACCAUUCCCCAUCGGGCAGCCAAGUGAAGUGGAUAAAAUGGCUUUGGCAGCGGCCCCAACAGCAGGACCUUCGCAUGGCGGCUUGGCAAUGGCCGUGAAUUCGGCCGGUGGCCACGAUACCAGCGGUGGCAAUCAAUACGAGGAGAAUGCCGAGCACCUGCGCCAACUGUUCAGCCAGAGCAAGCUGGUGUCCUUUAGCAUUGCCCACAUCGCGUGCUCCGCGGGCAGCAGCAGCGGCGACAAUUACAUGUCCGUGGUGAAGCGGGUCACCAUCAGCCAGGCGCCGGAUCAGGAGAAGGAUCAGGAGCAGGCCAGGAGUGAAAUUGUCACGGUCAUUGUGAAGCGGCAAAUAGCGAGUCUGUCGCGCCGGCAGCUCUACCGUUGCGAGGAGGCCUUCAGCAACGAGAUCAACGCCUACCGGCAUUUGGCGCCCCUGUUGGCCGCCCACAGUCGCCAGCAGCUCUUUCCGGUGUGCCACAUCGCGGAGAGCCAGGAUCGGAGGGAUUCGGACGGCGGAGAGCCGAUCAUCGUGCUGCAGGACCUCAAAGCCCUGGGUUUCCGCAUGAAGGAUCGUUUGGCGGGCCUGGAACUGAGCGACUGCCUGCUGGUGAUGAAGAAACUAGCUCAACUUCACGUCGCCUCAUUGGUUGCCCAGGAACUGGAGUCCUCUUCCUUUGCUUCCCGGGUCAAAAACCUCCAGGAGAUUGUCUACUGUGAUGAGGCCACCGACUUUUAUGCCACCAUUCUGGACACCUCGGUGCAGCAGGCGCUCGAAAGUCUAAGUGGCUCCAAUGCAGACGACAGUCUGACCACGCCCAUUUGUCUGCUCGAAGAACUGCGUUGCAAUUUGUUCGGCAAUCUGAAGCGGGAGAUAAAUGCCACCGAGGAGGCUCCAAAUAGUGUGAUCUGCCAUGGUGACCUGUGGGUAAACAACAUCAUGUUCCGCUCAGAGCCCGAGGAGGUGAUCUUCUUCGAUCUGCAGGCCAUGCGCCGGUCGUCGCCUGUUUUUGACAUUCUCCACUUUAUUUACACCAGCACGAGAAGGAAGUUGAGGGAUGUGCACACCGAUACCCUGCUGGCCGCCUACUCGGAAGCUGUGGGUGAGGAACUAAGGCACCAGCUGGAGGAUAGACUAGCUGCUGAACGACUGGAAGAGCUUUGCGAAGCCUUCUCCUUGCAGCGCCUCAGCGCCGAGUAUGUGCAUCAGGUGCACUAUGGUUUGGCCAUCGGCAUGUGGAUCCUGCCAGCCGUCACCUUCGAUCCGGACAACCUGCCCAAUCUGGACGUGAUGAGCGAGCAGAGCAGAAGUGGCAAGGAGAUCAAGUGCACCCAGACGCUCACUUCCGAGUACCAUCUGCGCAUCCGGGAGCUGGUGAUGGAGUUCUACGAUCUGGGCUAUCUCCAAAAACAAAACUUUUAAGAGUAUUCAUAGUCAUGUAGCGAUAGAAUUAACUUUUAAACUCUAAACGUUCGCAAUAAAUAGAUAAUAGAUUUGCCCUUGA